Messenger RNA from Mesorhabditis belari, 2496 nucleotides. Lineage: Eukaryota; Metazoa; Nematoda; Chromadorea; Rhabditida; Rhabditidae. The record is from the annotation of a GenBank genome assembly.
AUGGGACCUCAUCCACAUCAUAUUCAUUUCAGACUUCCUCCUCAUCCCCGUCAUGCUCAUCUUCUUCAUCGUCAUCCAAUGGAUCUUGUCGGACAACCAUCCACAUCAACAAAUCAAGCAACAACGAAAAAUCUCUGGGCAACCGAUUCGGCGAGGAGGAGACGAUUUGAGCCUUUCUGCUCUCCACUCGUGCCACAUGUGCCCAUUCGAGAGCGGCUCGCAAGACGGGGAACAAGUGUUGAUGUGGCUGAUGAGAUCCCCGGUUCAUCAUCGUAUCUCAAUUCAUUCUAUGGACCGCCAAGAAGACGAAGAAUGUCUCUUUUGCAAACACUACGCCAACAAAAUCGUCAACUGAAUGACUCGGGAUUUGAUGUGAAUAGACAGAGAACGGAAAGUGAGAGCACGAAUAGAGACACUUGUUCUCCACCGGCUAAAACCUCACCUCCACAAUCUCCAUCGAAAAAAGCUCUUGCCUCAUUGAAAGCAAAAAUCUUUGGCAAAAAGGAUAAACGACAGAACGCACAGGCGAUCGGUAUUGAAGAUGGAAAUGGUCGUUCUCGUAAAUCCCCAUCAACAACCAAUGACAGCGGACGGGGAAGUCAGGGUCAUUUGGAAGAGAGAAACCCUUUCGCGACAAAUGAAAUCGAUGCACAAAGACGGCAAAGUCAUGAAAGGAAAAAAGUCCUUCGGUUGAGAACAUCAUCUUGUCCUUGUCUUCCCGGUCUUUGCGAUUUGCCGCACAAAAAUGGAGAAGAUUCGGAUGGAGAUGUGGAUGGAAUUGGAGAUGAUGAGGAGAUAUUUCCGGAGAGAAUGCUCAGGAAUUCGAGCCCCGUUUCGGCAGCCGAUUGUCUCCUCGAGCGUCGUUUGAUGCGUCGUGCGGUCGAAGUGGAGCGUCGUCGUCUGCUCGAGUCGGUUUCUCUUUCUCAUUCAUCCACUUCUCAUCACAAUCAAUCCCAUCGACCGAGGGCCACUAUAGCCAUUCCCGAAUCUUGUUCGGAAUCGUUAUGCGAAUCUCCGCCUCGUUCUCUUCAUCUAAAUCGUCAUCAAUCGCUCUCAUCACCCACCGAUUCAGCUCAUCACUCUGAUUGUACAGAAAAGAAACAUUAUACACGCUCUUCAAGUAAUGGUUCAUCUCAUCCUUUCGGUGUCACCGUCGAUCUUCAUUGUCCUCAAAUGGAAGAUAUCCUCUCCGUAACGUCAAUGGCUGUCACCGAAGAUUUGUGUGAUUAUGAUGAUUCUUCAACUCUUCUUCUUGAUCACUAUUUACCCCUUUCGAGAAGUGAACUCGAUCACAACUGUGGAGACUCGUUAUCGAAUUCUCUCUCGAACCUCUCACUUCUACCCAAAGAUCUUCAAAGGGACAAAUCGGAGAAAAGCUUGAGAUCUUCAAUCAGCCCCGAUUCUCGUGAAGACGGUUCCUCGAGUGUCUCUUGUCCGGCUCAAACCGAUCUCUCACUCAUCAAUAUAUCCGAUCAACUUGGCGCCUAUUUGAAUCGUCUCAAUUCUGAUGAGCCACCAAGUCCUGAAGGAAUGAAUUUCAUCGCGAAACACUUCUUUGAGUAUCAAUCUUUCAUCAAUCUCCCACACAAAGCCGUUCAAUUGCAUAAGCCGCAAGCCUCUCAAGCGGGCACCGAUCCAUCAGUGGGAUGGGCACCGAAAAAUAUGAAUAAAGCCGGCAAAAAUCAGCCCGCACCCGCAUCGAGAGCCUCGAGAACACAUAGAGAUCCCCGUCCAAAUGGAACAAAACACGGCCGAGCCGCUAAACAUGAACACCGAGAAUGGGGAGAUCGGCAUGGAGAAUUGAAAGAGGAAAAAGUGGCACCGCACAAAGACGCGUGGACGAAAUUCUUGGCAAAUGAGGAUCCGGCUGGGAGAACCGUUUUCGAGUGCGAUUUCGAGGAUACCGUCCUGCAAGUUGAAGAAGAAGCGCUUCCCGAUCGACUCGCUCGGACAUCGAACGAGCAAGAUGAUCUCGAAUUUCAGAUGGCAUAUAAUGCAAAUAAGAGUUCGAAUCAAGUCCGUGAAUUGUUGAUCAUUCUCACUUAUGCUCCACUUGUGCAAUUUGUGACGGUGACGGUGAAAAAGGCGAAAACAUUACCAUAUAAUAAUUCCCCAUUCGCGAGGAUCAUGUUAUUUGAUGGGAGGAGAUUGAUCGAACAAAAACAGACAACAGUCGAUCCAUCGGUUGGAGUGAAUUCGUCUGUUGAUUCUGCCCGUCCUUCCUCAUCGUCUGUCUCAUCAUCACUUUCUUCAACAUCAGGCGGUGAUGCCUCAUUCUCCGAAUCUUUUCUUUUCCACGUUCCACCACAUAAACUUGAUCGAGCACACGUUGUUAUUGAGGUUUUCGAUCAUUCGUCAUCAAGCGGUGCCCUUUCUGUUGGUCAUUGUGUGAUUGGUCGAUUGGGUGGAGGAACAGGACAAUCACAUUGGUUACAGAUGAUUCGCAAGAACAGUUUACCCGUUUGUAUGUGGCAUCGAAUCCAAAAAGGCGUCGAA